UGGUCUAUCAUCAGUAAUUGCGCCAUAAACGCCAGUUCCUCCAGCCGUCAUGGUUCAGCUAGAACAACCAGAACAGACCCGAACGAUUUCCACCACAGACGCUCGUGAUGUGGCAAUCAUGGAACACUGCAUUGAGCUCUCCUACAAUUGCGAAGUGUCUCCUACUGCCUUCAGUGUCGGCUCCACCCUCUUCCUCCCUUCAUCUUCUUCACAGUUCCCCAUUCUCAAGUCCCGCUUCCCUUUGUUCUCCAAGAUAGACGGUGCCGAACCGCAAGGUCUCAUCCUGGCCGACGGAUGGUCUCGCCAGAUUGCAGGAAACACCCAUGCCGAAGCUAACGCUCUUACCAACUUCCGCAAGGUUUAUGGUGAACUUCUUGAGGGCACAGACUCUACCACGAGCGAUCUGCCACCCAUUGAGAAUGUGCUUGCGGAUGUCUCUUGUUAUGCGACAAUGGAGCCCUGCUCAGUGAGAACCUCUGGAGGCCCGAGCUGCGCUUUGGAACUGGUAAGAUCAAAAGUUAAUUCAGUGUACUUGGGUGUGGAAGAGCCACCAGACUUUGUUCAGUGCGAAGGUGUGCGUAUCCUGCAAGAUGGGAAUAUCGAAGUCAUCAGAGUAUCUGGACUCGAAGAAGAAUGUCUCAAGGCUGCCCGAAGGGGUAGGGAUUGAGUAAGUGGGUGUAUGUUAUUGGAUUGAUUGGAUUGGACCACGAAAUAUCUGCAUAUCAUGGAUUGCACCCUUUCUUAAACUUGGUUUCUCAAUGUCGAAUUGUUGAUAUGUCGGCCAAGGAUGGUUCCAUCUCCUAAUAAAGUCACAAAUGAACGUUCUAUUAAUAUUACCCAUGGUCAUGGAGGGCGGCCCAACAGGAUUGGAUCGUCCAUGGCUCCGUUUCAACUCCACCCUUCCGAUCUGGCUCGGAGGAUUACUACACAUGGCGAAAUGUUUGUGAAGUAUCUCAGCAACCAUGACAAGAUAAAGGUUCCAAGGUAAUUUUCUAUCUCCAGACGCUACUGUAUCAUUCCUAGCUGGGAUUUAUCUAUUACAAGCCUGUUUUGCUCUGUCUAUAGUAAUACUUGUUGCCUUAAGAAGAAAUCAAUCAGCCAUGCAUAUCUUCCAC
Molecule: messenger RNA, 1115 nt
Organism: Cryptococcus deneoformans JEC21
Lineage: Eukaryota; Fungi; Basidiomycota; Tremellomycetes; Tremellales; Cryptococcaceae
Exons: 3
Coding region: 50-667 (205 amino acids)
Molecular function (GO): catalytic activity
Source: RefSeq, a predicted model, not a curated record